Molecule: messenger RNA, 1848 nt
Organism: Eucalyptus grandis
Lineage: Eukaryota; Viridiplantae; Streptophyta; Magnoliopsida; Myrtales; Myrtaceae
Product: wall-associated receptor kinase-like 1
Exons: 2
Coding region: 1-1848 (615 amino acids)
Biological process (GO): protein phosphorylation; cell surface receptor signaling pathway
Cellular component (GO): plasma membrane
Molecular function (GO): ATP binding; protein serine/threonine kinase activity; polysaccharide binding
Source: RefSeq, a predicted model, not a curated record
AUGUUUCAGAUUCUUCUGCUUCUAGGAUCUCUUUCGCUUCAUAAACAAGCAUCACUAGCUGCUCCUCUGGGAAAGGGCAAUUGCACCCUAACAUGUGGUGGCGUCGCCAUUCCCUUCCCCUUCGGGAUUGGAACCGGGUGUUUCCAGGACGAGUGGUACGAGAUCGUCUGCCAGGAAAGCAGCAAUGGUACCGUCCCAAUACUGAAAAAGCCCAACUUGAGGGUGCUCAACAUUUCACUACCCGAUUCCUAUCGCAAAACAAUCGGCAUGGUCAACAUCGUUCUUCCUAUAAUCUACUCGCCCAAUAUGAGCUGCGGGGGCAAAGGAAGCUUCACUUCUGUGAGCUUGAAAGGAAGCCAAUUCGUUUUUUCCCAGUCGAGGAACGUCUUUGCAGCUGUUGGUUGCAACAUAUCUGCUCUGAUAAGGGACACGAAGUCCGUUAUCAAAGGAUGCCAGUCCAGUUGCGAAGCAGACGACAACGUUGUUAGGAUGACUUGUUCGGGCAGCGAUGGAUGCUGCCAAACCACAAUUCCCUCGAAUCUUCAUGAUUUCACCGUCACUUUCCAGGCUGAGGAAAAAACAGCAGAAGACAAUGGAUGCAAUUACGCCUUCUUUGGAGAUAGGUCGCAGUUUAUACCUUCAGCUAUGGACUUCAAUGAGUUGAGGGCAAGCGGGCAAUAUGCAGCAGUGGUAGAAUGGGGGAUAGCUAAUUCCUCAGGAACAGAGGUUUACGAACAAAACUUCAUCUCUGGUAUUGGAGCAGGCCUAGGGGCACUAACCUUGCUUCAAUUGUUAUGGCUGUCGCCCAAGCUCAUGAAGUUUAGGAAAGAAAUCAAACUCAAAGAGAGGAACUUCAAACAGAAUGGGGGUCUCUUGUUGCAGCAACAACUGUGUUUGUCCAAGAGCAAUGUUGACAAGGGCAAAUUGUUCAGUUCAAGGGAUUUGGAGAAGGCCACCGACAAUUUCAACAAGAACAGAAUACUGGGCCAUGGUGGGCAAGGAACCGUCUACAAGGGGAUGCUUGCAGAUGGAGGAAUUGUCGCCAUUAAGAAGUUGGAGGUGAUCAAUAUGGAAAAAGUCGAACAGUUCAUCAACGAGAUUGCCAUUCUCUUGCAGAUCGACCACAGGAACAUUAUUAAGCUAUUGGGGUGCUGCUUGGAAACAGAGUCACCACUUUUGGUGUAUGAAUUCAUAUCGAAUGGAACUCUUUUCCGGUAUUUACAUGACAAUAUGGUAACGUGGGAUAUGCGCCUUCAAAUUGCUACUGAAGUGGCAAGAGCCAUGUCAUGUCUACAUUCUUCAGCAUCAAUCUUGACCUAUCAUUGGGGCAUCAAAUCUACUAAUAUUCUCUUGGAUGACAAGUACUGCGCAAAAGUGGCUGCCUUUGCAACUUCCAAGUCGGUUUUGGUCAACAAAACUGAUGCGACUAGAAGAGUCCAAGGGACGUUUGGAUACUUGGAUCCUGAGUAUCUUCAAUCAGAUCAGUUCACAGAUAAGAGCGAUAUGUACAGCUUUGGUUUGAUCCUUGUCGAACUCUUGACGGGACAAGAGCCAAUGGCAUUUCUUGGACAUGACAAGGAGAUAAACCUUGCAAGCUAUUUUCUCCUCUUGAUGAACGAGAACCGCCUAAUCGACACGGUGGACACUCGAGUUUUGAAGCAAGGUGAGAAAGAAGGGAUUGUCGCCUUUGCUAACCUUGCGAGAAGGUGCUUGAAGUCACAUGGGAAGAUGCAACCUACAAUGAAAGAAGUGGCAAUUGAACUGGAUAGAAUUAGAAUGCUGGAAAACCCUGCCACCAAGCAUGGACGUACCCAAGAGAAGAGUAAGAAGCACGCAUUUGAAGUCUGA